AUGCGCAUCGACACCCUCCUCGCCAUUCUCGGCACAACAGCCCUCGCCGCCGCAGACGCACCAGCCGUAACACCCUUCCUCACACAACCAGGAUCCCAACCAACGACCCUCGUCCCACAACCAUCCUCCUCCUCCGCCAUCCCAGCGGUCCCCUUACCACCAGCAUCCUCCGCAGCAUGCGCAGCAACCCUCUCAACAACCACGACAUCCCGCCCCGGCAGAACCCGCACAAUCUCCCUCGCCCCCGUAAAGACAAACAUCUACCAAGAGUGCGGCGGCCUCCGACCCACGCCCAACCCGUGCCCCGCCAGCUUCGAGUGUAUCGACGACCCCUUCCGCAAGGGCUGCGGCCUGGCGUGCGAUCAGACUGGCAUCUGCGUCGUGCCCAUCAUGUGCGGCGGCAUCGCGGCCAUCAAGUGCCCCGCUGGCAAGUGGUGCGUUGAUGAUCCAAGAGAUGACUGUCACCCGCUUCAGGGGGGUGCCGAUUGUGCUGGGCUUUGCGUUUGA
Colletotrichum lupini is the source of this 507-nucleotide messenger RNA. RefSeq lists its product as uncharacterized. Bases 1 to 507 code for a protein of 168 amino acids. Lineage: Eukaryota; Fungi; Ascomycota; Sordariomycetes; Glomerellales; Glomerellaceae. The transcript has 2 exons. The record is from RefSeq and is a predicted model, not a curated record.